CUGGCUGAAUCCGGAAGUGAUCCCCGAGGACCGAGCCGUGGCUGAGGACUCCGGCGGCAGGGCCAGGUUCGGGACCAUGAGCUGGAUUCCUUUCAAGAUUGGGCAGCCCAAGAAACAGAUCGUCCCCAAAACGAAUGGAUAUACCUUGGAAUGAGACUCCAGUGUAUCCCUUGAUCCCCUUAACUGUUGUCCGAAGGUCUAGAAUCCUGGCGCUGCCUGUCUCAGAUCUUUCCCCAGUGGAGGAGGGAGACCUCAGGACCAAGGAGCUAUGCAGGUGAAGCAACCCCUGGCUGGCGCACAGAGGUGGAGAGAGACUUUGAGAGGGAGUAUGGGAAACUCCAGCAGCUGGAGGAGCAGACCAAGAGGCUGCAGAAGGACAUGAAGAAGAGCACGGACGCCGACCUGGCUAUGUCCAAAUCCGCUGUGAAGAUAUCCUUGGACUUGCUCUCCAAUCCCCUCUGCGAGCAAGACCAGGACUUUCUGAACAUGGUGACAGCCCUGGACACGGCCAUGAAGCGGAUGGACGCCUUCAACCAGGAAAAGGUGAACCAGAUACAGAAGACUGUGAUUGAGCCCUUAAAAAAGUUUGGCAGUGUCUUCCCGAGCCUCAACAUGGCGGUGAAACGGCGGGAGCAGGCCCUGCAGGACUACAGGAGGCUGCAGGCCAAGGUGGAGAAGUACGAGGAGAAGGAGAAGACGGGGCCGGUGCUGGCCAAACUCCACCAGGCCCGUGAAGAGCUUCGGCCCGUGCGGGACGACUUCGAGGCCAAGAACAAGCAGCUCCUGGAUGAGAUGCCACGGUUCUACAACAGCCGACUGGACUACUUCCAGCCCAGCUUCGAGUCCCUGAUCCGAGCACAGGUCGUGUACUACUCAGAAAUGCAUCAGAUCUUCGGGGACCUGACCCAGCAGCUUGACCAGCCUGGACACCCUGACGAGCAGCGGGAGCGGGAGAACGAGGCCAGGCUGAGUGAGCUCAGAGCCCUCUCUAUCGUGGCCGAUGACUGAGCCAGCCCCCUCAGACUCCUGGAACACAAGUCAGCCUCUCUAGUCUUUGCCCUUUCCAAGUUAGGCUCUGACAUCAGCCAGCAAAGGGCCCUUCCCUGGGAGAACUGUGGGGAUCGCGGCGGCUCCUGCUCCGCCUCCCCAGCCCUUGGGGAUGAGCCUGGCACCGGGAGCCCCAGGCAGGCUGCCGUCUCCCCACCCGUAGCAAGAGCCCGCAGACAGGUGAGCAGUGUAGAAAACCCAGGGCUGGCUUAGUUCCUAAAGAACCGUCCAAAGGCCAGAGCGUGGGCUUUGUCGCUCCCUUGAGGUCUUAGCCUGGCCUGCACGGUUGGGCUCACAUCUACCUCCAAGAGCCACCUUGGGGAGUCACCGGUCUUGUUGCCUUUCCCCCUCAGGCUCACCUUUUCUGGGAGAGAACCGAGACCCUGCCCUGGGGAACAUGAGAGCUGCGGUCCUCAUUUGGGUCGACUGCAGGGCAGAGCCCCCAGUCUUAGAAAUUCCCUAGGAAACUGGGACUAGAACGCAUGUAAAUAUCCUAUCAUCACACAAAAUGUCACAGGCCUCAGAGCAAGAACAGUGGGUUUGUGUCUCACCUGAAUAUUUGGAAUUUUAUUUUUCCAAGUUGAGAGUUUUCAAUAAAAUUUCCAUGUA
Messenger RNA from Vicugna pacos (alpaca), 1656 nucleotides. NCBI's taxonomy places the organism in Eukaryota, Metazoa, Chordata, Mammalia, Artiodactyla, Camelidae. The record is from RefSeq and is a predicted model, not a curated record.